AUGUCUCUCGACCAAGUCACCGGCGGCCUCAACCGCGUCCCAGUGAACAAACCCGAAACCCCCAAACCCGCCAAAAACAUCCCAAAACUAGACCGGCCUGUGAAACAAAUCCACAAACAAACCAAAGAAGUGACCGAUCCUAUUGUCCCGGGCGAGUUUCCACGCGACGAAGGCACACCCCGCACCCAGCAUGAGCCAACUCCACCCUCGACCUUCCAAGGACUCUGGAACGGUUUCACGGGAUGGUUCACGAAUAUCGUGCCAUCAACGAUGGACCGAUUCGAGAACUUCAUGAAAUGGCUCGUGAUGUACGUCCUCCCACCGAAUAAACAGGCCGAGGUGUACGAGGCUGCGUCGAAGAGACCGAUCGCGACAACGUUUAUCAUCUGUCAGAUGAUUUGCUGUGGGGUCCCGCUGUUAGUGUUCCUGGCGGGCGUUUUUGUUUUUGCCGCUGUUGCGCUGAUUUUGUGGGCGGUUUUGUCGUUGUUGAUUCUUGGGCCCGUUUUAUUGGUUGCUAGUAUGAUGGGUGUCUCGCUUUGGGGAUGGGGAUGGAUCUUCUAUGGGUUGCUUAGGUGGAUUGAUCAACGGUUUUUGGGAGGUAUGAUUAGUCGGUUUUGGCUUCCUAGGGUGCAGUCACAGGAAGAGGAUGGAGAAGAAGGGGGGAGAGGAGAGUUCGGAGGAGAAAAAAGAGGAUAA
This is a messenger RNA of Penicillium pulvis, 696 nucleotides long. Its product is annotated as seipin co-factor family protein. The record is from RefSeq and is a predicted model, not a curated record. Bases 1 to 696 code for a protein of 231 amino acids. The transcript has a single exon. NCBI's taxonomy places the organism in Eukaryota, Fungi, Ascomycota, Eurotiomycetes, Eurotiales, Aspergillaceae.